Messenger RNA from Dimorphilus gyrociliatus, 1303 nucleotides. NCBI's taxonomy places the organism in Eukaryota, Metazoa, Annelida, Polychaeta, Dinophilidae. The record is from the annotation of a GenBank genome assembly.
GAGGUUUUCAUUUUUUUGUAUAUGUAUAUAUAUAUAUCUAUUAUAAAUUAGACAGAAUUCUAUAAACUUCAAUAGUAUAGUUCACGUUUAACAGGCCUCCUGUGAUUUGAUAUCUAGUCAUGGUAUAGCUGCUGUAAGAUGCGAAAAUUGCGAUCACAAUGUUUGCCAAUUAUGUUUGCCUCUUUUUGAAAAGAUUCAUUCAUCAGAAAAUAUGAAAAAUCAUAAGAUUAUUUACCUAAUUAAUGAAAAUCAUAAUAAUGAUAAUUUUUUAUCCGAAAGAUUACCAAAGUGUCCUAGACAUCCGGAAAGCGUAUGCCAUUUAUGGUGUAUUGACUGCAGUCUUGCUAUAUGCAAAGUAUGUACCCAAUGUGGUCAUUUAGAUCAUAAAUUUGAUGACCUAGCCCAAUUAGGUCAAACUAGAUCUUCCGAACUAAGCCACGUUAAGAAUAAGUUACAAAUUAAGAUGGAUAAUUAUCGUAAAGUUAUAUCAGAUGUAGAAUCGUCGAGAAAAGCUAGUAAAACUACAGUAUUUGAAACAGCUAGAACCCAUUUUGAAAAUGAAAGAUCCAAUUUGAAAAAAUGGGUUCAAGAUCGAAUGAAUAGCAUAGAUUAUGAAGAAAGAGAUAUCUUAAACAAAUUAAAAGAAAUAUAUGAUGGAAUGAGUAAAGAAGAAUCAAAAUAUUUACAUGCAAUAUCGAAUGAUUUAUGGAAAGUACAAAACUUAUAUGAUUAUAUUAUUUACUUGAUAACGGAUGCUAAAUAUCAUGAAAUUACCAAGGAAACUUGUGAAAAACUAACGAAUGAAAUAUCGUUUAUUGAAAAUCCAAUUCCUUUGCAAAAUCGAAAAGUUCAACUUAUACCAGUUCCAUUAGAAACAACCAAUUUUACUAUAAUUAAACUUACAACUGAUAAACUAGACAAAGAGCUGUACGAACUCAGUAAUGAUAAGCAAAAAUCUUCCACGAGUAGGGAUUUAGAAAAGCGAUUAUUGCAUCAAAGAAAUGAUUCCAAAAGUUCUAGCUCUAAUUUAGAAUCAAUUGAAAAUAGCUUUAAGAAGUUUAGCAUUAUGGAGAAACAAACAGAAAACGUUGAAAUAACGAUUCCUAGUUUUAGCAAUCAAAUAUUAAAAGAGCAACCUCCGCGGAUGAGUGAUAUGCUAUUAAUUCCAAAGGAAGUUGGUAACCAUCAAAUGGAAAGUGUCCUUUCAGCUAAAGAUUUAAGGUUAUAUUGACAGAAAUCGUUAUUUUAUAUAUAUAUACAGUAUAUAGAUAUAUAUAUAUAUAUACAUAUAUGUGUGUGUAUG